Molecule: messenger RNA, 5489 nt
Organism: Mugil cephalus (flathead mullet)
Lineage: Eukaryota; Metazoa; Chordata; Actinopteri; Mugiliformes; Mugilidae
Product: galanin receptor type 1-like
Exons: 3
Coding region: 374-1426 (350 amino acids)
Biological process (GO): positive regulation of cytosolic calcium ion concentration; negative regulation of adenylate cyclase activity; G protein-coupled receptor signaling pathway
Cellular component (GO): membrane
Molecular function (GO): galanin receptor activity
Source: RefSeq, a predicted model, not a curated record
CACACCGGAUCAGCGCGCUCGGUGCGCAGACGCAUCAGGUGCGCACCAGAAGAGAGAAAGGGAGAGACUCCAAGACGCACAGCGACAAUGAUUCAUACUGCACAAAAAUGAACUAGAUAGCUGUGGGAUGUUUGCGUACUCGUCUUAUAACCAGCUGUAACGCGUGAAACUAAAUCGGGGGGAUCUACCAAAAUCUUAAAUCGAUAAGAUACUGGAGAGAACGAGACUGUGUGCAAGAGCGCUAAUGGAGACGCGCUGGAUCACAAGCCCCUGUCCUGGAAACUCCGUGUUAUGAGGCAGCAGAGGACCACAGACCUCCUGUAAGUCAAUUUGGCAACGUUUCAAGUUCGACCUUUAGAGGAAACAAUAAAUCAUGAACUCCUCUGAGCCUCUCUGCGUUUUGGAAGACCCGUGGAACCUCAGCACAGCGGAGGAAGAGGACCAGAAACUUUUAUUCGGGAUCGGCACGGAUAAUUUCAUCACGCUGCUGGUUUUCGGGCUCAUCUUUACGCUCGGCGUGCUGGGCAACUCCAUGGUCAUCACCGUGCUGGCCCGGAGCAAACCGGGGAAACCGCGCAGCACCACCAACAUUUUUAUUCUCAACCUGAGCAUAGCGGACCUCUCCUACCUGCUCUUCUGCAUCCCUUUCCAGUCCACCAUCUACAUGAUGCCGACGUGGGUGCUUGGUGCAUUCAUUUGCAAAUUCAUCCACUAUUUCUUCACCGUGUCCAUGCUGGUGAGCAUAUUCACCCUGUCCGCAAUGUCCGUGGAUCGAUAUAUUGCCAUCGUGCACUCCAGAAAGUCGUCCUCCAUCCGGGUGGCGAGGCAUGCCCUGAUCGGAGUGGUGGUGAUUUGGAUACUCUCCCUAGCCAUGGCUGCGCCCAUCAUGUAUUACCAGAACAUUUUUCACAGAGGGGAGAAUCACACCUUCUGCUGGGAAGUGUGGCCGGAUCAGAACCAGAAGAAAGUCUAUGUGGUUUGCACGUUUGUUUUUGGUUAUGUGUUGCCUCUGCUGCUCAUCUCCUUCUGUUAUGCAAAGGUGUUAAAUCACCUGCACAAAAAGCUAAGAAACAUGUCCAAAAAGUCAGAGGCAUCAAAGAAAAAGACUGCUCAGACGGUGCUGGUGGUGGUGGUGGUGUUCUGCCUGUCUUGGCUCCCUCACCACGUCGUUCACCUCUGGGUGGAGUUCGGGACCUUCCCUCUGAACCAGGCCUCCUUCGUGUUGCGCGUGGCCGCCCACUGCCUGGCCUACAGCAACUCCUCCGUCAACCCGGUCAUCUACGCCUUCCUGUCGGAGAACUUCAGGAAGGCUUACAAGCAGGUGUUCAAGUGCCAGCUCCGCGCCAGCGACUCCCCGCUCAAUGACGUCAAGGAGAUCCGCAGCAAAGCGGAGACGCCGCCCUCCACUAACUGCACUAAUGUUUGACUGACCGCGGCUGGCGGCGUGAAAUGCAGUUAUGCCAGCUGUCACCCCGGGGCACUCACUCUAAGUCACAGUGACAGAGCCAUCUGACAUGAGAGGGUGUUUUGCUUCUGAUGUAAGUAUGGUUGGAUAUUGCUGCAGUUGUAUUGUUCCACAUAUGCGCUGUUCAUCAUACCUGGUCGAGAGGGGAUUGAGCCACAGUGGCUGCGGGGCAUGAUGGCUCUUCUGAUCUGUCCCCGGUUUCCCCUUCUCUUCUUUCAUAAUGAAAACUUGUUGUGUCUGUAACUCUGGAAUACGAUCGCCUCCAUCUAAAGUGAAUUAGUUCAUUACAGAUAUUAUUUACAUAUCACAUCACGGCAUAUCUGGCAAAUGCAUACAAAUAUGAGGUAACUGAACCUCCAGACUUAUUGAUGGAAGCAUAAUGAUUGAAAUUGUAGACAAAAUAAUUUAGGUAAAUACUUUUUCUCACAUUCUUACUUCUGAUCCAAUUGGUCGGUUUGCUUUGUUAUGAAUAGUUAGGCGCUAGGUCCAUGCUAGUUUCCUGAUGCUUCGUGUUGCUGCAGUGGAUCUUGAAGCAGGAAGUUGAAGCUGCUUGCUGCUAAACAAAUCCUUUUCCCCCAACUUGAGGCUAUAACAUACACAUGGAUACACACUUACAAGCGAAAGUUACCCAGUUUCCAAACAAUGCUCGUUGACAGUGAUGAAUCUGUUCUUGGUGAAACAAGCUCAAUAUGAUUGAUGUCGCCCGUCAAAAAACAAUAAAUGAAGGCCAUUAGUUUGACGCUUCAUAUCACUGGCUUUCAUUGAUCCAUUGGUCCAUUAGCUUGCUAAACGGUUAGCCUCAGGCACUUCUGGAUACCAACACUAGCAUUAGCAGCACAGUUCUCAUGACACACAGCCAGGGCUUGACAUUAAUACCAACCCGCCAAAUUUGGCAGGUGAAUUUCACCGGUGGCGGGCAGCACAGCCACUCAAACGGCAUCUGAAAUAAUAAACGAAAUGCAAAGUGAGACUGCAACACUACAACUCCCAUGAGCACUGCGUGCCCACAGUGUUUGCUCAUUGGUCCAGUCGUGACUGAUGUCACUGUAGUCACACGUUCUCUUGUGAAGUGGAGGCCAUAGGCCUACUGAACGCCGGGAUGAGACAAACAAAAGAGAAGCUGAAGAUGGAUCGCAGGACUGCAUAUUUUCAGAUAAAAGUAGCUUUAAGCCGACGCAGAAUCUUAUCAGAGCUGAAUACUUAAUUAAGAUGUAGUGUUAAACAUUUCUUGAUAUGCGUGUACAAGGGUCAUUUACAUUUAAAAAGAUAUAUUUGGGGCUUUUGCACCUGUAUUAGAUAGGGGCACCUGAAGAAAGGCAUCAAGCCCUCGCUGAAAUGAGGACCAUAAUUUCCCAACGACAAAAUUGCGGCUAGUAAAAAUACUGGGUGGCUAGUAAUUUCUUCUCUGAAAUCAACUAGGGACAGUGGCUAGUGAACAAAAAAGUCAAUGUCAAGCCCUGCCUAGAGCCAGUGAUAUGACACAGAAGUUCCUAACUUUUAACCAUCGUCAUGCAUGUUGCUAAACAGUGCCAGACUUUAUAGAUUUUGAACUUGGCUUCAUGGACUUCUUUGGUGCAGUCCGUAGGCAUCACUAAUUAUCACCAUUGAAGCAUACCUCUUAGCUCAUAGCUCAAAGUUAACCAGACUGAAUACCGAUUAACUUUUAAGGGUUAAAAAUAAGUCUUUAUUUUUUGUGAAAUUUGCAUUACACUAAUUUACAAGAAAAAUUAAGACCGCCUUAACACUGUAGAAAAUAUGUUAUCUAUAUACCACCCUCUGAUGUUAAGGUUUCAGUCCCCAGGGCUGAAGCAGCGCUUAAUUGGCAAACCAAUCUGGCAUGUGGAUACUGGCUGUAAGGUGGAUGAAUUAUAUUGUAUUAUAUAUGUUAUUUUCAGUCUCUGCAUGUGUUAAAUACAGAACAUUCAGUGUGUGAAUGGGUGUGCUGUGGAGUUAUUGAAAGGUACAUCAGAGCGCUGCUCAAACACUUGAGUGUACGUGUAAUGAACUGAAUCUUUUCAAGCGACCUAUUCAUCAUCACUGCUGGAUGAAAUGUCACCGUUGUAGAUAAGAAGAAAAAAAAUAACGAAAAUAACGUCUGCAUUUUAAAUAGAUGUGGUUGUAAAUAUUACUGACACUGAUAUUAACACAUGCCUGUGAACGUCUCACUCUGUACUCUGCUGUGAUGCCACGUGGACAGUUUUCGGACUGUGCCAUACUGUGUGACUUGAGCUACCGUGUGGACUUCUAUAAAGCUCAAUGCCAAUGUUUUCCGCCAUCCUUCUAACGAUGAAUCUGGCGGGAGCUCCUGCGCAGAAGAAAAAUUCUGAUGUUGUAUGCCAUACGUAUGUGACGUGCCAAGCCUCCAUGCAGCAGCUUUACCUCAGUUUGGCAAAAGGACCCGCAGUGACACUCGGACCUACUGUUUCGCACAAUAUUUUACGUACACCUUUGGAACUUUUUGCGGGAACGUGUUUCAUUCUUCAGGAUUCACCUGAAAAGGAGGAAAGGUUAUGGACUUUUUAGCCGAGGCAACCGUGUGCUGCUGGGGUUUUCAAUUAUUUAUUUAUUUUUGCCGCAGCAGCUGAUCUGACUGAUUAACACCAACUUCGUCCUGAGAGGAAGAAUUAAUCAGUGCAAUCAGCAGACUCUCAUCCUCCCUGUCAGCUUGGGCCUCAGAUGUGAUGUGUCACAGGGGUGCAGCUGAUGGCUUCACUCAGAUUCACACGUAUACAGUAUGUAUAUAUGUCGGUGUGACAUAGCGUGUGAAUGAAUGGAAAUGAUCUCUGCUUAAUUAAUGGAGCAUAAUGUGUUGAGCACGCGAACAAAAGCUUUUCUAAGUAAAACAUGCAUCAUCUGAUUUCACGUUGGAUUACAGCCCACAAAUUGCAGCGAGAUUACUUAGUAUAUACUGGACAUCGAUAUAACACAAGCAUUUUGUAUAGGUAGGAAAGCUCUGCAAUAUUUACUGUGUAAGGCAAUUAAAAGAUAGGGAAUUGAGCAUAACGAGAGUGGUAAAAAAACAACAACUGUAAUUUCAUAUUAUAAUACUUCCAACAACGACAGAAAAAAAACAAUUAUUUUUUGUUAUUUUAUUAUAAAUUGUAAGCUGCUGGCAAACGUGACCCCUGGAUAAAUAAAUGUUGUAACUGGAGUGCGGUGUAUGUGGGCGUCAAAAAUUGUAGCAUAGUUGCAGGAUAUGUAGGCUGGAGAACGAAGCUGUUGUCCCCCUGUUUCAAGGCAAUUGCAAAUGGCAAACAGGCUGCAAUAUGCACAAUAUGUAACACUAUGUAAUGAUUUGAUUAUAAAUCACUUUAAGCAGAAAACAAAAUCCAUCCAGCUCAUCAUCAAAACAGUUUUCAAAGUGGACUAAUAGGCAAUGCCUGCCUGUCAGUCACGUACCGUAUAGUUACGCAACUCUAACGAGGCAAUUAUAAAAAUACUAAGUGUUGUUUUGAUUUCUAGGGCCCAUCUAAAUGCGACAUUUGCACCCCCAAUUUCCCACACACUGUAUAUGCCAAGUAUUUUCUCUGUAAUUUGCAGGCUGUGUUCUAAUGCGUUUGUACUUUGUAAAUAAUAAAGCUUUUGAUUUUUUGUGUGUGGGGGGUAUGGGAAAUCAAACAUGUAACAGAGUGAGGUUUUGCAAUCAAGGUGCUCUUUCUUAGGUUUCUCGUGGGAGUCACAUUUUUAUUUAUUCAUCCACUCACAUGACAAUGUCUGUACAGCCGUUCAGUGCUUUGUGUUUUACCGAGGUCGUCCUGUUGUGUCUUUCAAGAGUGUUUCCUGUAUUAAUUCAGAUGUGAUAUCAAAAGAAAUUGACCCGCAUACGGGAAAAAAAAAAAAAAAAGAUUAUUUUGUUGUCUUUUUAAUCUUUCUGUGCUUGGAAUGCAACACGUGAGGAACCGCUCCCGCUGAAGUGCUCCAUAUCCGGACGGUAAUUUGAAAUAUAUCCAGGCUUUUUGAUUGUGUCUUAUGCAGUGCUACUUAUGUUAUAAAAUGAUAUUAAACUCUGUGGCAUUUCCUUGAA